AUGCCAUCUGUAAUGAAGUGGACCCAUCAUGACACCAAGCCUGCAACUCAAAUUCACAUUGCCAAAACGCCACCCCUAAUGCAAUCCUUCAAAUGGUUACUUAAAACCAUAUCUGCAACCAAUUUAUCAGAUACCCAAAUUGAAAACCAUGGAAUUGACAAGAACCUGAUGGAGAAGGUGAAGCAGCUGAUUAACACUCACUAUGAGGAAAACCUGAAGCAAAGCUUCUACGAGUCUGAGAAAGCAAAGAGCUUGGAGAAAAAACAGAAUGCUUCUGAUAUAGAUUGGGGAAGUGCUUUCUUCAUUUGGCAAACAAUGGAACAGUACAUUGAAAAACUCAUUCAACUGGCAGAGGACUUAUCUGGGCUCAUGAGUGAAAACCUUGGUUUGGAGAAGGAUUACAUCAAGAAAGCAUUUUCUGGAAGUGAUGGUCCUGCAAUGGGAACAAAAAUAGCCAAGUACCCCCAAUGCCCAAACCCAGAACUGGUGAGAGGACUCAGAGAGCACACAGAUGCUGGUGGUGUAUCAUCCUUUUGCUCCAGGAUGAUCAACUGUCUCGUUUACAUGAUUAACUGA
This is a messenger RNA of Lotus japonicus, 576 nucleotides long. Its product is annotated as 1-aminocyclopropane-1-carboxylate oxidase 1-like. The coding region runs from base 1 to 576 and encodes 191 amino acids. The transcript is spliced from 3 exons. Lineage: Eukaryota; Viridiplantae; Streptophyta; Magnoliopsida; Fabales; Fabaceae. The record is from RefSeq and is a predicted model, not a curated record.